Messenger RNA from Perognathus longimembris pacificus (Pacific pocket mouse), 2279 nucleotides. Its product is annotated as bile acid-CoA:amino acid N-acyltransferase-like. The record is from RefSeq and is a predicted model, not a curated record. Gene Ontology annotation, cellular component: peroxisome. The transcript is spliced from 4 exons. Gene Ontology annotation, biological process: acyl-CoA metabolic process; fatty acid metabolic process. Gene Ontology annotation, molecular function: fatty acyl-CoA hydrolase activity. NCBI's taxonomy places the organism in Eukaryota, Metazoa, Chordata, Mammalia, Rodentia, Heteromyidae. The coding region runs from base 263 to 1525 and encodes 420 amino acids.
UAAGGACAACCUUUUGCUGGAAAGAAAGCUCAAGAGAACAAGUUUGAGUUUUUAGUUUGUAAUUAGGACUCUUGUUAUUAUUGCAAAUAGGUUAAAAUCAGGUUGUUUAGUUUUUAGAAUUUAUCAGUUUACAAAGACGUAUAGUCUUUCUGCUAAUAGCCAACUAGAUUUCUCUAACUCAAAAAGCUUUGGAGUAUCUGAAGGCGCUCAGGCUUUGUUGAAGGUCUUUCUGAAGAAUCACCCAAGUAGCCACACUGCCAAAAUGGUGCAGAUGACAGCAACACCCCUCAGUGCUCUUGCGGAUGAGCCAGUGCGAAUCCGCGUCACAGGCCUGACUCCUUAUCAGACAAUGUGUUUUCAUGCAUCAGUGAAAGAUGAGAAGGAGGACCUGUUUCGUUCUCGGGCCUACUAUAGGGCCAACGAAUAUGGUGAAAUAGACUUGGAGCGUGAUGCUGCCCUUGGAGGUGACUAUGUGGGCAUCCACCCCAUGGGUCUUUUCUGGUCCUUGAAACCUGAAAAACCAUUAACUCGAUUGCUGAAGAAAAAUGUGAUGAAUAGUCCCUUCCAGAUACAAUUAAAACUUUCUGAUCCACAACUGCCAAUAAAAACAAAAGCUGCCCAGGUUCCAAAGGCCAGCCUGACUUUGGAAAGGUGGUAUGUGGCACCUGGGGUCACACGGGUGUUUGUAAAGGAAGGUCGUCUUCGGGGAGCCCUUUUUCUCCCUCCAGGAGAGGGCCAAUUCCCAGGGGUCAUUGAUUUGUUUGGUGGUAUUGGAGGACUGAUUGAAUUCCGGGCCAGUCUCCUGGCCAGUCAUGGCUUUGCUGCCUUGGCCUUGGCCUAUCAUGGCUAUGAAGACCUGCCUUUUCCACUAGAAAAGGUAGAUCUGGAGUAUUUUGAGGAAGCUGCUAACUUACUCUUGAGACAUCCUAAGGUUUUGGGCCCAGGUGUUGGGAUAAUCUCUAUAUGCAGAGGAGCAGAGAUUGGGCUCUCUGCAGCUAUUCACCUAAAACAAGUCACAGCCACUGUACUCAUUAAUGGUCCUAACUUCAUUAUUGACGUACCGCACAUAUACCGUGACAAGAUCCUACAGCCCACGCCCUUCUGUUUACACCUGGAAUCCACUGAUGUCUUUGGAUUUACAGAAUAUUAUCGAGUUUAUGAUGAAACAGGGUUUAAGGACAGCCGGUAUUUUCUUCCUAUUGAAAAGGCUCAGGGACAUUUCCUCUUUAUAGUGGGAGAAGAAGAUAAGAAUCUCAACAGCAAAGUACAUGCUGAGAAAGCCACAGAACAACUGAGGAGACAUGGGAAGAACAACUGGACCUUGCUAUCCUACCCUGGGGCAGGACAUCUGAUAGAACCUCCCUAUGCUCCACUGUGCCGUGCUUCAAGGCUCUCCUCUUUGUCCACAGUCAUACACUGGGGUGGAGAGGUUAUCCCACAUGCAGCUGCACAGGAACAUUCUUGGCAGGAGAUUCAGAAAUUUCUCAGGAAGUACCUCAUGCCAGCAGGGCCCAGUCAACUCUGAAAAGACUAGAGAGUCCGUAGAAAUAGAGAAGUAAAUGUCUUUAUUGGCACCUUGUCUUCUUUUUUAUGAAGGAAUAGCUUUGAUCUAUUCUGGUAAUGAAGAGGUUAGAACAAGAAAAAGGCAGAAAGACUGAGAAAGGGGAAAAUGAUUUCCACUUAACCAAAUAUACAUUGGCAAUCCCAGAUUUGUAGACAUCAACCUGCCCUAAAUAUUGUCAGCAUAGCAAUUCUCAGCCAUAGCAAUUACCAAGAGAAUAAAGAUGACCAAUGAUCAAUCACAGAAAUCUUAACCUUAUAAAGACAAACCGGAAAACAAUUACAUGCCAUUCAUUUCCUAAAAUUCAAAUUAAAAUAUACAUAGAUGGCUCACAUUUCAAAAUACUUUUGUAAUUGCUUCAUGAAAACAACACGCGUAUUUUCAUAGUUGCUUCAUUGUUAUUAUAAAACUCAAGCUGAGUAUUUUAAGUUAAUAUGUAAACACAUCUAGGAGAUCAUUGAAUAAUUUAGGAUCAAUAAUUUAAUGAAAGCUAACAAAAUUAUGUUUGUGUUCCAAAAUGUAUAAGAGGCUGUAUCUUCAACAAUUAUAAGGAGGAAUCAAGACCCAUAAAAUUAAAUCUCAGAGAAGUAGUCAUGAUAUUGGGAACUAGUUGCCUUUCUGAAUUAGGAGCCAGCAUAUUUUUUUUUUCUGUAAACUACUGAGGAAUGAAUAUUUUAGGCCAGAGGUCUAGAUUACUAUGUCUUUCUUUGAUACUUUA